AUGUCACGGUUUGGUGGAAAGAAGGGCAAGAAGCUACCUGGUGCUGAAUUUAGUUGGGAAGGUGACGCAGGUGGUGAGGCAGACAAUGCUCCCACACCUUUAUUCCCUGCUUACUAUAUUCUCACAUAUGUGGAGACCUAUGUUAUCCCAACUGGCCGCGUACUCAACCAUCAAGAAAAAAAUGAGGUAGCUUACUUCCGGAGUUUGCGCGAACAAUUCCACGAGGGACCUUACUACUCGCUCCUCAAAGCUUCUGCGAUAAAUGCGAAAAAGGGCAGCACUGCCCGCGCCACCAUGGAUCCCUUCACCAGCAUGCCCACUUAUUCGGCGCGCUACCAGAAGAAACACCGCGUUGUUCCUCAUAUCAAUCCCAAGGAUCAUGAAUACAUCUUGAAAUUCUUCCCCCGCAACCUCUGGCCCAUCAUCCAACCCAGCUUCCGACCCAAUGGAGAAGCAAACUUCCAGUCUGCCGUUGGCACUCAAAAGCGUGGAUUUGAAGACGACGAAGAUGAAGGCCCCUCAUUCAAGCUGCGCAAAUCUAGCGAUAGUGAUAACGAGGAUGAUGUGAACAAGGGAGACGAUGAGGAGGGAGCCGGAGAUGGGGAGUUGUUAGAUGGCGAUGAGGAUGCCGAAGAGGAGAUUGAAGACAACGACUUUGAGGAUGAUGAAAAUGAGAUGGGUGGUGAUUAUGAUGCUGAGCAAUACUUUGACGCCGGUGGUGACGAUGAAGAAGACUUUGGUGAGGGUGGAGGUGGCGAUGAAGAUACCUACUAG
This is a messenger RNA of Penicillium taxi, 774 nucleotides long. RefSeq names its product DNA-directed RNA polymerase III subunit C31. Gene Ontology annotation, biological process: transcription by RNA polymerase III. Gene Ontology annotation, cellular component: RNA polymerase III complex. The transcript has 3 exons. Bases 1 to 774 code for a protein of 257 amino acids. The record is from RefSeq and is a predicted model, not a curated record. NCBI's taxonomy places the organism in Eukaryota, Fungi, Ascomycota, Eurotiomycetes, Eurotiales, Aspergillaceae.